GUGAAAGUAAAUGGAUAGAUUUCUAACAGCAGGAAAAUGGCUACAGAAAUCGCCGAGUUUGAAAGACGCUUGAACUUGGUCUACUGACGAGCUGACUGAGCUGACCCUCACAUUGACGCUCGAACCGCCUCCCUGUAUACAUGGCACCUGCUAGCUGACGCCAUGGCCCAGAUAACCACUGGAAAUGGGUUCAAGCCAGACGUGUCAUCCACACUGGGAGCAGGCGGGACCAAGGGAACUGUGGGAAAGGAGGAGGCCCUGCGCAUGGAGGCUGAGGCCCUGGCCAGGCUUCAGAGAGAGAAGAGGAACUCGCUCCCUGUGUUGUCGUCAGCUGCUAAGCUCCUCACCAGCGAAACCCAGAGGCCAUCUUCCACCAGUAAGCCCGAGAGGGACCUUAUUGUCUUCCCAGAGUCAGAGGCCAAGAAGAGGGGGGAGAGCGAUGUGUUCAGGGACAUCGAUGUGGAAAAGCUCACCAAGGAGGAGCUGGAGAAGCUACUGCUGGACGAUUUUGCUGCCGCCAGUAAAGCAACGAGGCCUUCCCCCUUAUUGGGGUGCAGCUUGAGUGCCUCCUAUCCGGGGAGCCAGACAUUCACAGCCUCUCCCCUCCAAAGAGGCCCUUGGACCCCUUCUGGCUCCACCCUGCCUACCCCCACUCAUCCACAGGCCCCGGUCUUCCCUUCAGCACCUUUCCCCAAACAGCCAUGCUCUUUCCAGAAUGGUUUCUCUCAGGGCAUGGUGCCAUUCAGAGUCCCGGAGCACUUCUUCCUCAGCCUGCCCACACAGGCCCCCUUCAUGGCCUUCAGCCCCCUGCCACCCACCUCCCCCCUGGUCUUCCCCCAGCCUGCUGUUUCCCCAGAGAUGGCCAAGCUCUUUGACAAGAUAGCCAGCACCUCAGAGUACUUGAAGAACGGGAGGUCUACCAGCGCUGACUCUGAGUCAGCUGCAAUCAAGUCCCUGGCGCAUGAGCCCCUGGCCUCGGAGCCCACCGGCGCCAGCAGGAUGGAGUGGCUGGACUUGGACCCACUCAGUAAGCCCAAGGCAGACAGCCAGGAACCCCCAUCCUGGGAGCCAGUGGAGGGUGGGCCAGCGGGGGACCCCUGGGAUGCUGUGCUGCUGGAUGAGGUCGAGGAUGGAGGCGGCGGGAGCCCCCCUGUUCAGGAGAGGAGCCAGCAUUCGUCCACAUCACUUCCUAGGAGGGCUUCAGCUGGGGCGGGUGUGACUAGAAGCCAUUCUGUCAACAUCCCCACCAUGUCUUCACAGCACAGCCAGAACAACCAGCAUGACAAGGGAGAAGGGAAAAAAUUGAUGAAGUCCGACACCCUGCGAGAAGCGGAGGCCCAGAAUCAAGAGGUGGUUACCUUCUGCAAAGAUGUUGCAAUGCUGAGGUCAAAGUUCCCUCACAGUGACCUCGUCACCAACUCUGGGUAUGUACUGAGCCCUGUCAUCCCCCAGAGGGACAUGAACAGUGACAACAGCAGCGGUGUGAAGGUGUCGAUUGAGAUCUCAGACUCCCAGGAGCCUGUCACUUUCACCUGUGAUGUGAGCUCCCCAGUGGAGCUGCUGAUCAUGCAGGCUCUGUGCUGGGUUCAUGACGACUUGAACCAGGUUGACAUUGGCAGCUACAUCCUCAAAGUCUGUGGCCAGGAGGAAGUUCUUCAGAAUAAAUACAGCCUGGGCAGUCAUGAAUACGUCCAGAACUGCAGGAAGUGGGAGAUGGAGAUCAAGCUCCAGCUGCUGUGCCAGACCUUCAUCCAUAAGGACCUGGCACGUACUGCUGAAGAUGACUCUUCCCUCAUUGAUUUGGAGAGGUACCUGCACCAGGUGGAGAGGCCUUUUAAGGAGACUGUCACCAGACAGUGCCUUAUCAACUUUCUCGAAGUUUAUCACAAUCAAGUCAACAUCUGCCUUCAGAAUGAGAGCACCGAGUACAAAACUGUGGAUCGAGUUAUCCAUGCUGUGAAGAAUUUCUGCAGCAUGCUGGAUGAAGUGGAGACAGCAGCAAUCACAGAGGCUGUGAAAAGGGUCAAGCACUCAGCCAACUUGCCCAAGACCAAGUCCCUGGAGGCUGGUUCUGAAUCCUCAGGUGCUGCUAUGGUUGGCUACGUCAGCCCCAUGGAGGAGAGCUUGGGUGGCCUUACCACUGCCAUGUAUGACCUGGUGAAGCUCUACCUCCGCACCUUCUGCCCUGUGGUCACCCAGAAGACAAAGUGUGAGCCCACAGAAGAGGGACGCAGCAGCAAGGAGGCCUCAGGCACCACGGAGCACCUGCAGUUCACCCUUUUCGCUGUUCAUGGCAUUGCCAGUGCUUGGGUCAGCAGUUAUGAGAAGUACUAUCUAAUGUGUGCUCUGACACACAACGGAAGGAAUCUGUUCAAGCCCAUCCAGAGCAAGAAAGUGGGAGCAUACAAGAGCUUCUUUUACCACAUUAAGUGGGAUGAACUGAUGCACUUUCCCAUUGCGGUGGCCCUCCUGCCCCUGGAGUCCAUGCUGAGCCUCUCCCUUUAUGGGAUCCUGAACCAGAGCACUAGUGGCUCACCCGACUCACACAAGCCACGCAAAGCGCCUGAGCUGCUGGGCAGAGUGUCCAUGCCCAUCUUUGACUUCCAGGGCGUGCUGGCGCGGGGGACCAAGCUGCUCAGCCUGUGGCCACCCCCUCCAUCUGUCUCAACUAUUGCACCUAGCAGAAGGAGGAGCCAGGUGGAGAGAACCAUCCUGCAGGUCGACUUCCCAAACCCAGCAGUAGACAUCCUGUACGUGGGCCCCCAGCCGGUCAGCUGCCCUGACCCACAGUCCCUGGAGCCACUGGACCCUGACCUGAAGAGGCGUGUGGAGAAGCUUUGCAGCAGGGUCUCCAUGUUUGGAGUGACAAGGGCUGACCGGCUGUUUCUCUGGGACAAGCGGCAGUACUGCCGGGCCUACAAGCACAGCCUGCCCAAGGUCCUGGCUAGUGCCCCCAGCUGGGACUGGGGAAGCAUGGCGGAGAUCCACGCCCUUCUGCACAACUGGCCCCCCCUGCCCCCCGUGUCCGCCCUGGAGCUGCUCGACUCCAAGUUUGCUGACACGGAGGUGCGGGGAGUGGCUGUGAGCUGGAUUGAGAGGAGUAGUGAUGACGAGCUGGCGGACUACCUGCCCCAGCUGGUGCAGGCGGUGAAAUUUGAAUGCCACUUGAAGAAUGCCUUAGUGAUGCUUCUGCUGUCUCGAGCUCAAGGGAACAUUAACAUAGCCCAUUACCUGAACUGGCUGCUGCGGGACGCAGUGCAGGACCCAUGUUUCGGGCCGCGCUAUGAGAGCAUCCUGGGGGCGCUGCUGUGCCUAUGUGGGGCAGGGCUGCGGGCUGAGCUGGAUAAACAGACAGAGUUGGUGCAGCUGCUGGGAGCACUGGCUGAGAAGGUGCGCCAGGCCAGUGGAUCUUCCCGACAGGCUGUCCUCCAGGAAGGCUUGGGGAGAGUGCAGUCCUUCUUCCAGAGGCACAGCUGCCGACUGCCUCUCAGCCCUAGCCUGGUGGCCAAGGAGCUGAACAUGAAGGCCUGUUCCUUCUUCAAUUCCAAUGCUGUUCCUCUGAAGAUCACAUUGGUGAAUGCUGACCCCCUUGGAGAAGAGAUAAACAUUAUGUUCAAGGUGGGGGAGGACCUGAGGCAGGACAUGCUGGCACUGCAGAUGAUCCGUAUCAUGGACCGGAUUUGGCUGCAGGAGGGACUGGACCUGCGUAUUGUCAACUUCAAAUGCAUCUCUACCGGCAAAGACAAAGGCAUGGUGGAGUUGGUCCCAGCCUCUGACACCUUGAGGAAGAUCCAAGUGGAGUACGGGGUAACAGGCUCCUUUAAGGACAAGCCCCUAGCGGAGUGGCUGCGCAAGUACAACCCCACAGAGGAGGAGUAUGAGAAGGCAUUGGAGAAUUUCAUCUACUCCUGCGCAGGCUGCUGCGUGGCCACCUAUGUGCUGGGCAUCUGUGAUCGUCACAAUGACAACAUCAUGCUGCGCUCCAGUGGCCACAUGUUCCACAUUGACUUUGGCAAGUUUCUGGGCCACUCGCAGAUGUUUGGCAGCCUCAAAAGGGAUCGUGCCCCGUUUGUGCUGACCUCAGACAUGGCCUAUGUCAUCAAUGGUGGGGAGAGGCCCACCAGCCGCUUUCAGCUCUUUAUUGACCUGUGCUCUCAGUCCUACAACCUGAUCCGCAAGCACGCCGGCCUCUUCCUCAACCUGCUCUCUCUGAUGACAUCAUCAGGUUUGCCAGAGCUCACAGGCGCUCAGGACCUGAAAUACGUAUACGAUGCCCUCCAGCCCGAAACCACAGAUGCAGAAGCUACAGUUUUCUUCACGAGGUUGAUUGAGUCCAGUCUGGGCAGCAUGGCUACCAAGUUUAACUUCUUCAUCCACAACCUGGCCCAACUACGUUUCUCUGGCUUGCCCUCCAACGAUGAACCCAUCCUGUCCUUCUCCCCUAAAACCUACACACUCAAGCAGGAUGGGCGUAUCCGUGACACCUCCAUCUUCACCUUCCAGAAGAGAUAUAAUCCUGAAAAACACUAUACAUACGUGGUGAGAGUCCAGAGGGAAGGCCAGAGUGAGGCCCAGUUUGUGUUCCGAACCUUUGAUGAGUUCCAGGAGCUGCACAACAAGCUAACCAUUCUUUUCCCACUGUGGAAGUUGCCUGGAUUCCCUAACAAGAUGGUGCUGGGAAGGACCCAUGUUAAGGAUGUGGCAGCCAAGAGGAAGGUGGAGCUCAACAACUACAUCCACAACCUGAUGAGGAGCUCCACUGAAGUAACCCAGUGUGACCUGGUGUAUACCUUCUUUCAUCCAAUUGCAAGAGAUGACAGGACGGAAGGGAUUGAUGGAAUGUCAAAGCCUCCAGAAGCGACACUGCAGAGCCCCAUGACAGGAAAGGUGGAAGGCGAGGUGAAGCUGUCAGUGUCCUAUAGGAACAGCACACUCUUCAUCAUGGUGAUGCACAUUAAGGACCUGGUGUCAGAUGAUGGAGCAGACCCAAACCCCUAUGUGAAAACCUAUCUGCUUCCUGACCCCCACAAAACCUCUAAGCGCAAAACAAAGAUUGCCAGGAAGACCAGGAACCCCACUUUUAAUGAAAUGCUGGUAUACAGUGGCUACAGCAAGGAGACUCUGAGCCAGAGGGAGCUGCAACUGAGCGUGCUCAGUGUUGAGCCUCUGAGGGAAAACUGCUGUCUGGGUGGGCUCAUCCUCAGUUUAAAGGACUUUGACCUCAGCAAAGACACUGUCAAGUGGUACAAGCUCACUGCUGUCCCAUACUUUUAGACUUUGCACAGCAAGGGGACCCCCUGACACCUUUCCUCAAACUCACCACUCCUCUUCUUUUGUUGAACACUCAUAAAGUUCCUUCUGCGUUUUGUAAAUUUGACACUAGAGGACCAAAACAAUACUGUAUGUAUGUAUUUAUAAACAUGCAUAAAAUCUCAUACAUGUUUAAAGCAGCUGAUUUCUACAGAAUAUUUCUACAUGCAUAAACAUAAAGAAGUAAAAUCCCAUGUGAUGGUGACAGCUGCAAAGGCAGGUUGAGGCCAUACCGGAUGAAAAAAAAAGGGGUUGUGUCCUUACUCCUGCGCCAAAAGAAUGGAGAAAAAAAAUCCUUCAGAUGACAAAAUGGGGGUGCCUUGUUUGAGUUCACCACAAUUUUGUUUUUCUUGUUGGCAUUAAUUACAGUAUGUUUCAUUGAAUGCGCUAUCCUGAUGAAAACCUUACCCUGAGUGCAGAGUACUGGAUUUCAUGAAGUUGUUCAUCAAGCUGACUUUAAAAUGUCCAAACUAUGAUGUGUUGUAAUGGUCUGAUUUGAUUCUUUUCCCCAUAUACAUUGUGAUGUUUGUUAUAUAUAAGUCUGUAUUGUUGUUGCAUUUUGACUCAAGGGAACAGCAAUAUUGCUUAAAUGUUCAAAGCUAGCUCAGAUGCUGCUUCUGCACAGAUAAACAGAACAACUAAAUUUUUUUGAGGAAUUACUUGUUUUCUUGAAUCUAUGAAAGAGGAAACUUCUAAAA
Messenger RNA from Megalops cyprinoides (Indo-Pacific tarpon), 6008 nucleotides. Its product is annotated as phosphatidylinositol 4-phosphate 3-kinase C2 domain-containing subunit alpha-like. The coding region runs from base 163 to 5274 and encodes 1703 amino acids. NCBI's taxonomy places the organism in Eukaryota, Metazoa, Chordata, Actinopteri, Elopiformes, Megalopidae. The record is from RefSeq and is a predicted model, not a curated record. The transcript is spliced from 33 exons. Gene Ontology annotation, molecular function: phosphatidylinositol binding; 1-phosphatidylinositol-4-phosphate 3-kinase activity; 1-phosphatidylinositol-3-kinase activity. Gene Ontology annotation, biological process: phosphatidylinositol 3-kinase/protein kinase B signal transduction; phosphatidylinositol-3-phosphate biosynthetic process; phosphatidylinositol-mediated signaling. Gene Ontology annotation, cellular component: cytoplasm; phosphatidylinositol 3-kinase complex; plasma membrane.